AUGUUGUCUCAGCAAGAGAAAAAUGCUUCAAACAGUCAGUAUUAUUUUCAGCAUAUAAUUAUUCAUGUAAAUCUAUCUGAGUCUACAAUGACUGGUAGUCUUGUUUGUCAGCUUUAUGUGAAUGAAACGCAUUCAGGUGCUAAGCAGAAAUUGCAUUACUCGAUGACGUCUGUUGAACAAAGUCAAACACGAAGUUUAUUCACUUUGAAUGAAUACACAGGUGAACUACGCGUCAGUGGACUAUUGGAUUUUGAAACUGUUAAAAAGCAUUAUCUCUUGAUUGCUGUCCGUUAUUCCAGUUUACGUUCAUAUACAUCGUAUGCAACUAUUUAUAUCAAUAUAUUAGAUGUCAAUGAAUAUGCACCACAAUUUUUUGGUUUAUACAUCCCUUCAAAGUUAGAAAGUCAUCAUAUCAAUGUAUUGGAUAAUGAUUUAGAGUUUCAAAAUUUAGGCACUUUUACAUUUUAUAUAUCAGGAUUGAAUCCUGUGAAUAGUUCGGUGGGUUGUGUUACAGCAUAUGAUCCAGAUUCUGAUGAAAAUGGAAAAAUCGUGUAUAGCAUCGUAAAAGGUGAUACUUCUGAUUUCUUCGCUAUUGAACCACUGAAUGGAUGUAUAAUACUAGCCAAAUCACUUCUUCCUAAUUAUGCCUAUUCAACAACCGGUUGAGAGUUUAUCUCCGGGCUUAGCUCCAAACUAUUCGUUCGAACUCAUCGUCUGAUUGUUUCUGCAAGUGAUCAAGGCGCGCCUGUAUCGAAAACCAAUCAUACACAAGUAAAUAUUCAUAUUGUCCCUGGUCCAGGUGGUAUUGAUGCCCCAGCGCUCGUUUCGCCUCAGAUAGUGUACUCCAUUUAUCCAUAUAUGAAAAUGUUCCGC
Molecule: messenger RNA, 873 nt
Organism: Trichobilharzia regenti
Lineage: Eukaryota; Metazoa; Platyhelminthes; Trematoda; Strigeidida; Schistosomatidae
Source: the annotation of a GenBank genome assembly